UGACAGAGGUAUCAUUGUUUCAGGAGUGGCCACCUGUCGGUCGCAUUCUAAAAUAUACAUACACAGGAACAGUUCGAGAGUUCUCAAGUUUAAACAACCCGGAAAUUAUAGAUAGGGAGAAAAUACAUGGAAUUUACAGAUACGGAAAAAGAGAGAUUAUGCAAUGAAUGCUGUUUCAACCCCUUCAGACUGUUCUACUACUGCGGUGUUUAAAGCUGACGACUGCAUUCCGGAAGAUUGAAAGACAUGGCCACGAACACAGCACAAGAUUUCGAUCGAUGCACCACGAACAUAGCACAAGAUUUCGAUCGGUGCACUACGAACACAGCACAAGAUGUCGUUCGGUGCAGCAUAUGUAAGGAAGUCGUCGCCUUUCUAUGCGGGAGUUGUAAUAUUAACCUCUGCGGGCAGUGUGUACAGACACAUCUAAACAAAAACAAAUCUUUGAAGCAUGAAAUUUUACCAUACACCUCAGAAUCUGUCAAACCGAAAUCAGAGGCAUCAGAUUGUAAGGACCAUCCCGGAAAAUCUCGUCACCUUUACUGUCAGGACUGUAACGUCCCGAUCUGUUCGCUGUGCCUGACUGCAAAUCACAAACGACAUGGAGCAGUGGAAUUGUCGGAGAUUUUGGGAAAAACCCGGAGCAUUGUCACAGAAGAUUUGAAAGAAUUGCAUCAUUUUGAAAGAGAGUAUUCGAUGAUUGUCGAAGAUCGGGAUAUAAAAAUCAAGAAAUACACCGAGCAAAGCAUUCAAGAAAAGAGUUCUCUCAAAACCAUAGGACAAAUCUGGCACGACAUCAUUGAUAAAGCAAUAGAAACAAUUGAACACGAACUGACUGAUAUGGUCAAUGAAGAUCUUCAGAUUUUACGAGUCGAAAAAGACAAAGUGCAGAAUUUAUAUCAAAUAAUAAAAGGUUGUAUUGAGCAAAACGAACAUAUCUUGAAAGAAGAAAAAUCCUUGAAGAUGCUUGAGUACAAAUCAAUCGUAGAAGAAUUACGGCUUGUACCAUCUAUGAGAGACGUAAGACCACCCAUACUGACUUUGCCAGACGUGAAAAAAGAAGAAUUCAUUGAAAAGAUUGUGUCUCUCCAGUCAUCUGUACACUCAACACUUCCAGGUUUUACCAUAAGUAAAACGGGCGAUGUUACCAUGGUUUCAACACAAAUGAUGAUGGAAGAGCCAGUUGUUCUUGAUGUUCUCCCAACAAAGUGUAAAAAAAUUAAAGGAAUCUGCUGCGAGUCCACGGAAAAGGUUUGGAUUUAUGGAGAUGACGAAAAGAUUAAACAACUAGACAGAUCGGGUUCUACUUUGAAAUGCUUCAGUGCCGCAACUGGAAACAGUCAGAAAGAUAUAGCGAUGAAUAAUGAUGGCAAUAUAGCAUUCUCUCACAAGGAAGAAACAUGCAUUUAUUUAGUAAACAAGACCAAGAUCGAGAAGUUUGUCGGUAUGUCCGACUGGAUACCGUAUGGCCUCUGCUUCAAUUCAGACGGAGAGUUGUUGGUGUGCAUGCGACGUAAUGAUUAUACAGAAAGCAAAGUGGGUUUAUUCACCAAGGAAAAAUUAAACAAAGAAUUCCAAUUUGAUGAAACUGGGAAACCAUUAUUUUCUGUCAGCCGAAACAAUAUGUAUAUUUGUGAAAACGGAAAUGGUGACAUCUGUGUUUCUGACUGGAACGCAUGCGCUGUGAUUUCGAUGAAAAAAUCCGGAGAAUUUCGCUUCCGUUAUACCGGAUGCCUAUCGCGCAGCUUCAAAGAGUUCUAUCCCCACGGGAUCGCAACGGACAGUUCCUGUCGUAUUCUGGUCGUAGAUCGAGAUAAUAAUUGCGUUCAUGUAACCGACAGAAACGGAAAGUUCUUACGGUACAUCACGUGUGGUUUGCAGGAUCCGUUUGUUUUGAGCUUGGAUGAAGAAGAAAAUCUUUGGGUCGGAGAAUGUGACAAUGACUGCAUCAAAAUCAUCAAGUAUCUUAAAAAGGUUAAUCUGAUUCCAGUGUCUCGGCGGGACAACAGCAGGGUAGUCUAUAAAGCCAUGAAUACCGCUCAAGAUGUUGUUCGCUGCAGUCAGUGUACAGAAGCUGUAACACAUCAUUGCAAGAUUUGUCAAAAAAAUCUCUGUCUACAAUGCAAAGAUGAACACAUCGAUAAAAGCAAAUCAACACCUCACGAAAUUAUCCCGUUCACGUCAAAGCAUCACGAGUGGCAGAAAUGUGUGGAUCACCCUACAGAACUAAAGACUUUUUACUGUCAAGACUGUAAAGUGCCAAUCUGUCAGUUGUGUCCGACUCGAAAUCACAAACGACAUGGUAUAGAGGUUUUGAAGGACAUUUGUGAAACUUCGCGGAUGACCAUCACAGGUGAUUUGAAGGAGUUAAAAAUCUUCCAGGUUGAAUAUUCAAAGAUCAUAAAAGGUCUGGAGGAGAAGGCCACUAUAUACACUGAGCAUACCAAUAACGAAAAUAGUUCACUCAUGAAAUUAGGAGAAGAAUUGCACAAAAUCGUCGAUAGGGAAAUAGAAAGAAUCCAAAAGCAGCUGGCCAACAUGGUUAAAGAAGACCUGCAGAUUUUGCAAGACAACAAAGACGAAAUGCAAGGUUCGUAUAAAAAAGUAAAAUAUUGUAUUGAAAGAAAUAAUAGGCUCCUAGAAGAGAACAACCCUAUUGAGAUGCUUGAGUACAAGUCGAGCGUAGAUGAAUUGCGACUUGUUCCAUCAAUGAAAGAUGUCAGCCCACCAAAACUUAUAAUGCCAAACAUUAAGGAAGAAAAAAUCAUUGAACAAGUUGUUUCUCUUAAACCGUCUGUUCAUUCCAUUCUUCCUGGAUUUACGAUAUUCAAAACAGGCGAUAUUUCUAUGGUAUCCACAAGAGUGUUAAUGACGGAACCAAGACUUAUUAAAGCUAUUUUCACCCAUGGUAAAAAAUUGAAAGGGAUCUGCUGCGAGUCGGACGACAAGGUUUGGGUCUAUGGAGAUGACGAAGAAAUAAAACAGCUAGACAACUCAGGUUCUAUAUUGAAUGUCUUCAAUGCCGUUUCUAAAGGCAUUCAGAAAGAUAUAGCGAUAAAUAAAGAUGGUCAUAUAGCAUUUGCCCACGAAGAAGAUGAAUGUAUUUAUCUCGUAAACAAGAAAGGGAUUGAGAAGUUUGUUGACAUGGCUGGGUGGAUUCCAUAUGGCCUAUGCUUCAAUUUAGAAGGAGAUUUGAUGGUAUGCAUGAGAACAAACAAUCAAGAGGAAAGCAAAGUAGGAGUGUUUGCCAACGGGAGUCUAAAACAAGAAAUUCAAUUCGACAACACAGGAAAACCUUUAUUUUUACCGGGUCGAAACAACAUGUACAUUUGCGAGAACGGAAAUGGUGACAUCUGUGUUUCUGACUGGAAUGCUCGGGCAGUGAUAGUAUUGAAAAAAUCUGGAGAAUUUCGCUUUCGUUACACUGGAUCUGAUUCGCCAAUUAUCAAAAAUUUCUAUCCCCACGGGAUCGCAACGGACAGUUGUUGUCGUAUCCUGGUCGCAGACCGCGAUAAUAACUGCGUUCGGGUAAUUGAUCGAAACGGAACAUUCUUACGAUACAUUAAAUGCGGUUUGAAGGAUCCGUAUGCUUUGUGCUUGGAUUCAGAAGAAAAUCUUUGGGUCGGAGAAUGCGACACCAACUGCAUCAAAAUCAUCAAGUAUCUUGAGUGAUUAAUGAUACAAACAUAUCUCAAUGAAGCAGUUCUGCGCAAUGGUUUUUUCUAAAUUGUUGUUAAAAAUUAAGUCUAUUUGGUUUUUUUUAACUUAUAAGUAUCUUAUGAUUAAAAAUAGGCGAAACAUAAACAUGUUCAUAAUAAGAAAAAACCCAUAACGAUGCCUGUAAGGGAAGACACAGUUUAAAAGGGUUAAAAAAUAAGAAGGUAUUAAACGGCUAUUUGAUGGAGAAGUUUUGAAAUUCAAUUGUACAUACACAUUAUUGCGCUCUCGAGCGCUAGCAACUACGUUAAUCUUCUUCAUUGGAAUACGCAUGCUCGACUCCAUAGUAAAGGAUUCUGGGACUACUGUACUACUGUAGAUAAACUGUACCAUUUGAAUUUCGUUUUUUUAUCUUCUCAAGAAGUUUUGUGUUCUAUUGUAAAUGUCAAAAAGUAACAGUAGCUUAGGUCUUAUAAAGCAAAGUUAUUUUAAAUAUUAUGAUGAAUAGCUAGCUUUAUUCCUUCAAGCUCGGAAAACAACCUCGGAUAAUGUUUUCCGAGCUUGCCGGAAAGGCCCGAGACAAUACGAUUGCUUCAAAACAGUACGAAUUGUUCUUUAAAAUUUUAAAUACAUAAUGAUUAAGGCACAGUCAAUGAGCUAUGCCAUUGCCGAUGUGAAGCCCACACUAGAUUCACAAUUCUAAAUUGAGACCCCACUCCAGCACAAUUUCAGUACACCACUGUGCUUUCCUAUUGUUAAUUAAUCGAUGCAGAAAUUUAAACCAAUGUUUUUAAAACCUGCUUCUGUGAUUUAUGAUGGUUACAGCGCUAGCUCACCAGUCUUUUUAAAAGAUAUGCUUGUCAAUCAAUCAUUUCAAUAGUAAAACAUUGAAAAAGUUAUCAUUCUUUUUCUUGAUAUUGAAACCUGCUACAUGUACAUCGAAAUAUCUGAAACAUGCUGCAUCAGAAUAAAUGAUAUAAACAUGCUUCAUAAGGAAAUGUCAGCAGACAAACCUUUGAUAUUCAAGAUAAUGUACAGGAAGAAAUCUUAAUACUGGAAAACAAGCGUGUCGUUCUAAUUCUAUUCAUGCAAGGGAGAUCUGAUUCUACUCUAUACAACAUACAUAUACACCUAACAAUUUUCCCCUGUUUCAGUUACCUGUUUUCAUUACGUCGUAAUCAAAUGUGAAGUAUUAUUUCGUAUAUAAAAUCAUUUUGUGAUUUUUUCAAUAUACUUGUACAUGUUUAUCUUGUAAUUUUAUCUUCUUCCUUGUUACCGUAUGCUUAAAUAACAUGUAAACAAUUUUAUAUGCUGUAACAAUGUUCAUUGAAAAAGCUGUAUAAAAAGCAGACAAGCCCGCCUACUAGGCAGUGGGAUAUACGUACAUCAUAUAAUAUUCAUAUGGCUUUUUGUAAUCCUUAUACUUAAAUAAAUAUUUUCCUUACUAUUAUUAAACUGAACAUAAACAAGAGUUAUUUAUUCACUGU
This is a messenger RNA of Magallana angulata, 5144 nucleotides long. Its product is annotated as tripartite motif-containing protein 2-like. Gene Ontology annotation, biological process: positive regulation of DNA-templated transcription. NCBI's taxonomy places the organism in Eukaryota, Metazoa, Mollusca, Bivalvia, Ostreida, Ostreidae. The record is from RefSeq and is a predicted model, not a curated record. The transcript is spliced from 4 exons. The coding region runs from base 247 to 3672 and encodes 1141 amino acids. Gene Ontology annotation, molecular function: zinc ion binding; protein binding; ubiquitin-protein transferase activity. Gene Ontology annotation, cellular component: chromatin; nucleoplasm.